AAUCAACAUCAGUCUUAGAUCCUUCAUUAUAAAGCUCCCGAAUGGCUCCAUCGACCGCUAAAGAAGCUUACGUUACACUAUGUACGAACGAUUCGUAUGCCAUUGGUGUCUUGGUAUGGGUGGAAUCUCUGAAAGAGGUCGGAACAACCCGGCAAAUUGUAGUUAUGAUUACAAAUGGACUGUCUCAAAAGAUGAAGGAACAACUGGCAGAAAGUGCCGAUAAGGUAGUGGAAGUAAACGUGUUAGAUAGCAGGGAUAAUGUUAAUUUGGAUCUCCUGGCAAGACCUGACCUUGGUGUAACCUUUACAAAGUUGCAUUGCUGGCGUUUGACUGAAUAUGACAAGUGCGUUUUUAUGGAUGCAGAUACUUUGGUGCUAAAAAACAUCGAUGAUCUGUUCGAGAAGGAAGAAUUUUCUGCUGCUCCCGAUCCAGGAUGGCCAGAUUGCUUCAAUUCUGGAGUUUACGUAUAUAAGCCAUCGUUGGAAACUUAUCAGAAACUGCUUAAAUUUGCUGUACAAUCAGGAAGUUUUGACGGCGGUGAUCAAGGUCUACUCAAUUCCUAUUACACAAACUGGAAUAGGAUUUCUUUUUUGUAUAACUGCGUUGCUCAGAGUUUUUACAGCUAUCUUCCAGCAUUUAAACAAUUUGGUAAGGAUGUUAAAGUUGCCCAUUUUAUCGGUGCAGUAAAACCUUGGCAUCAUAGUUUCGAUGUUUCAACCGGAAAGGUUUCGGAAUCGGAAUUUUCAGGCCAUUGUGCCGACUUCUUGCGACACUGGUGGAAUUUAUUUGUUAGUAGAGUUCACAAGCGUUUACCCGAAGAAAUUUCGCCGACAUUCCCAAAAGAGAAAUGGUCGCCAGGUAUCGCUGCUGGCAACUUUCAACCACCGUCCCAAAUGCAGGGACCAUACAUACCACCUAGCGUCGAGACAUUUUAUUCUCCCAUUCCGACCAGUAAUGAACUUCAAAUGGUCGUAGAACUGAAAGAAAGGAAAGAUUAUGAUUUUUAUGAAACUUUUUAUGCUGAACCUCCAAUGAGAACCAAAGAAGAGUAUGUUGCUCCAAGAUCUGAAACUUACACUGCGAAAGAGUUCAAUAUAGUCCUCCAAAGUUUUGGAGAUGAUAUUAGUCAGUCGGUAGUAAAAGAAGAUCUACCCGCUUUGCCAAAAGUGGUUGAGGCCUACGAAUCGACUCAACCAGCAGUGCCUUUAGCACAUCACGAACCCCCACCAAUGCAACCUCCUGUCGAAGCUCCUAAGGAGAUUCUAAAAGAAAAUCCAAGAGAGCUGCCAAAAGAGAUUCACGAAUAUGUCGAUUCUUCAGCAUCAUCUAUACCUACUAGUCCUUCCUCAAUUUCUACUUUUAAGGAUUUUUCUGGCCCAUCGACACCGCGUUCUGCAACUCCUACAAGAAUUGAAACGCCCUUUCAGGAUAGCGUUAUUUCACACGGAGCGGACAUCGUUAAAGUAACUAAGGAGUCAUUUAAAUACUUUAUAAUAAUACGUACCAAAAUUUUCAUUUAAAUUUAACUAGUUUCACUAGAGUUACUGUAAAAGUUAUUAUUAGUUUCUUGACUUCAAAGUUACUUUUAGGCUGUCGUAGAAAAUGGCUGCAGUAAUCAUAAAGCAGGAGAUUGCUCUUUUUGUCAAACAAGACACGAAGAAGUUGUGCAAAGUGUAUCAGGAAAAAAGAAAAAGACCAAGAAACGAGGAAGGGGCGAGGUAAUGAAAUUAAGAAUGUAGUAAUUCAAUUAGAGUGACAAAAGCUGCAAACAUAAAAAGGAAAUUUUUUUAAUUAAAAUCGUUACAACAAUUCACCAGUUUCAUGCGCUGAAACAAUCUUAACGUGAGUUUAAAUGAUUAAGGUCUAAAAAAGAAAACUUACUUGAAUUCUUUUUUCUUUUGGAUAUUGUACCUCAAAAUGUUCUAUUUGUUUUUAUUUUUUUGCAAUGUUAAGAGAGAGAGAGAGAGAGAGAGAGAAAGGUACUUGAACAGAAAAAAAAUACAAAAAUAUGAGGGCGGGUAAGCGUUGGAAAUACUAAUAGGUCUAUUGCUUUAUCUAUUAUAUUUUUUUUCCCAUUUGCACUUUCAAAGUUUAGUUAAUAGUUUGCAAAAGUAUUUUCUUUUUUCUAAACACAAAAUCACUAUUUUCUUAAUGGAAAGCAAGCGGAAAAAAGGAAAACACCAUCUUAUAAAAGUAGAUUAAACUGUCCAUAAACUUUUAUAUUUCUUUUCAAAUAUUCUGUCAGUGCACAUCACAAAAUGUAUUUUUUCCUCUGUGUAGUAUCUCUUUUAUUAUUAUUCAUAUUAGAAAGUGUAAAGGAAGCUUGCUUUUGGACAUAAUUUCUUUAUUAUUUCGGUAUUUCUUCUGUUUCAUUUUUCAGGAAAGGAAAAAUAGUUAAAUUUUAGUCUAUGCUGUCUUUUAUUUCUUUAAUUCUUGAUCAAUUUCAUUGGUUAAUUUUAAAAUCGUCUCCAUCGUUAAUAGUUAUUAAUCAUUUUUUCAUUUUUUAAAAUAUUAGAUGAGAAUGAGAAGUCAAAGUUUAAAUAUCGUCUAUUCCGAUCUUAAUACGGAUGAUUCUCAAAGAAGAUUCUUGUGGGAACAAGGCCAAAUCGAUUAUAUGGGAAUUGAUAAAUUUGAUAAUAUUCAAAAGAAGCUGGAUAGCAUGAUUGUCUCCCCAGAGCCGGCGAAACCGAAGCAUAAGAACAAACGACCAUCGUCUAGAGGUUCUAGUGGAAAAAGCUCGACUGUAUCGUCCGAAGGUUCAGGUGAAUCUAAAAACGCCUCGGAUGAUGGAAAGGAUAGUGGCAGUGAGACGCAAUUAACAAAUAGAUUAAGAUCGGCUGAUGCUACUCCCACUGCACCUAGCACCGGAAUCUUGAAGAAAAAGCCUACUGAUAGUAAAACGGAAGAGAAAAAAGUUGAAAAGGGAGCUAAAGAAACGAAAUCUGUUCCUGCGCCAGCUAAGACAGGUGGAAAGCAGAAAGGUAUUAUGAAAGGAAAUAAAGCAGAGGUCAGCGAGCUGUAAUUGAAUUUUGCAUAUUUGAGAAAUGCAUAUAUUUUUGGUAAGAUGAUUGGAGGAAUCAAUUAGAUACAUAUAUAUGUUACAUAUUAAUUUUAGUUAUUUUAUUGUUUCUGAGACGUUCAAUAGAAAUUACAUUUUGAAUUAAUUGUAAAAGCAAUUUCAUUGUGUGCCUCACUUGAAUGCAGUGGUGAAAUGUUUUGUAGUUGCCAUUAAGUUUAUGAUCGCUAAAAUACAGAUUAACAUAUUCCCCCAAAAGUGUUUCUUUUUUUUGCAUAUGUUAUAUGUAGGCCUAGAGUUCAUUUAUUUGAUUAACACGAUAACAGGUGAAUAUAAUAGGGGAAAAUAUUAAAAAGAUAAUCCUUUAAUAGAGGAUUCUCUACCAAAAAGUAUUUUUUUAAGGACACUAAAUAUCUUUACUAUAUUAUAUCACUAUUUAUUCC
Messenger RNA from Dimorphilus gyrociliatus, 3459 nucleotides. Lineage: Eukaryota; Metazoa; Annelida; Polychaeta; Dinophilidae. The record is from the annotation of a GenBank genome assembly.